This is a messenger RNA of Lytechinus pictus (painted urchin), 354 nucleotides long. RefSeq lists its product as uncharacterized. Gene Ontology annotation, biological process: double-strand break repair via homologous recombination. Lineage: Eukaryota; Metazoa; Echinodermata; Echinoidea; Temnopleuroida; Toxopneustidae. Gene Ontology annotation, cellular component: nucleus; chromosome; cytoplasm. The record is from RefSeq and is a predicted model, not a curated record. Gene Ontology annotation, molecular function: 3'-5' DNA helicase activity; four-way junction helicase activity. The transcript is spliced from 2 exons. Bases 1 to 354 code for a protein of 117 amino acids.
AUGAGAACAGACAUGCAAGUGAGGAUCUGCCUCGUCUGUUUCGACGUGGGUCACUGCAUACCCAAAUGGGGCCGCGAUUUCAGACCAGCAUAUAAACAGACUUGUGGUGUGGUGACGCUGUUUGGGGAAGUCCCAACCCGACAUCGAGCUCUGGAUAUGUUCCACAGCAAUAUUUCACAUGACAGAUCAUCUGAUAUCAUAGACAAUUUUCGUAUAAGAGGGAGUUGUACUAGAAUGGUAGUCACCACUCUGGCCCUAGGACUUGGAGUGGAUAUCGAAGACAUCAAUUUGGUGGUCAACUGGGGAGCAGAAGAUGCUCUCACAUAUUGGCGACAGAUCGGGCAGUGCGCCUAA